UUCUACGAGAGGAGAGCCUCUUGAUCAUCGCAACAAUCGUCACAUUUCUCAUAUACUGUCGAAAUUGACUGCAAUCUCUAUUUGUGUCGGUAUAGGCCGACUGAAACACCGAAGAACGAAUGUUUCCUCAUAAAAUUACGUCGGAACAUUCGCCGCCGAGUGACGGAAGAAGAGCGAAUCAGUCCGACCCGGAUUAUUGUUGAUAGCUAGCAAGCUAGCUGACCAGCUAGCUGGCGAGCCAAUUGAGUUCUGCGAGAGAGAAGAAAGGGGGAGCUAGAGAUACGAACACGGACACAAACCAAGCUAAAACAUUCCCCUCCCUUUGAGCGCAACAUCCGAAGAUUGUAAGACUUUUCUCUGAAAUGUCAAAGGGUCCAACUGAGACUGAACUGAGUUCUUCAGAAAGGUGUCAGGAGAUGUGAGGACGAGUGUGUCGCCCAUCAACCCCCCUGAUCUACCUGUGCAUUGACACACUCCCCAACCCUCACCUUCAGCAUGAAUGGGGAUAUGCCUCAUGUUCCCAUCACCACUCUUGCUGGGAUCGCUAGCCUCACUGACUUGUUGAACCAGCUGCCCCUGCCCUCCCCUCUCCCAGCCACCACCACUAAGAGCCUACUAUACAAUGGGAGGAUAGCAGAAGACGUCACCUGCCUACUGGCCUGUCGGGAUGAGAAUCUGGCCUCCCAGCUAGCCCACGGCCUCAACCAGGUCUCCACAGAGCACAUAGAGCUAAAGGACAACCUGGGUAGUGAUGAGCCAGAGGGUGACGCACCACUGCUGCUGCAGACCAUGUUGGCCAGGAACCCCGGCAUCUUCAGGGAGAAAACAGAUGUCAUGCAGCAGCCCAUGGUACCACAGUACAAAAUUACCCAGAAUUCCAUGCAUAGCCCAGCCCAGUCUGGGAACUUCCAGCAGACAGCCAUUUCUCCCAACCCAUCAAGUCGUUUUGUGUCACCUCAGACUGGUUCCAGUAGCCGAUACAUGGGCCAGCAGAAUAGUCCAGUGCCCAGCCCCUACACUCCUCAGAGCCCAGCCACUGGCUACAUGCAACAGUAUCCCCACCAACAACCACCCAGCUAUAAUCAGCACCAACAGAUACAGCAAGUAUCUGUGGCCAGCCCAAUGGUUCCAGGUGGCAUAAGGAACAUCCAUGAGGGCAAGGUGUCUGGUCAGAUGGCUAAUGCUGCAAAUCACCACCCAGAUAGACACAGCACUGAAGACUACCUGAACAUUGUACAUCGUCUGGGCAAUGAGGAGGGAGACUCAGCCAUGAGGAAUGCCUCGUUCCCUCUAAGGUCUCCUCAGUCCGGUUGCUCCCCAGCGGGAAGCGAAGGGACACCCAAAUCGGGCUCUCGUCCACCACUGAUCCUUCAGUCACCCCCUCCUUAUGCGGCUUCACCAAGGGAAGGAGGACCAGACCAGAAACAGCAGCUCCAGCAGAGAAAGAAAGGCCCUGCAGUGAAAGAGGAGAAAGAUAUGUAUGACAUUGUCAGCUCUCCAAACAAAGACUCCACCAAACUCACUCUCAAACUGUCUAGGGUCAAGUCGAACGAGUCUGACCCUCCAAGUGAUGUUUUGCCUGGCAUGGACCAGAAUUCUGACAAUAUGGAGGCAGAAUUGGGCUUCCAACAGGUGCCUGUUCUCCAGCAGAAUCUGGGUGCCCGCCAGCAGCAGCAGGUUGUCUCCCAGCAGACAGGGGGCUCUAGCAGCCUCCAGCCUCCUUCUUCCCCUUAUGAUGAGGCAGAGCUGGAUGCCUUGGCUGAGAUAGAAAGGAUAGAGCGAGAAACAGCCAGUGAGAAGUGCUCCAAGGAGGUGCAAGAUAAAGACAAACCAUUAAAAAAGAGAAAGCAGGACUCUUUCCCCUUGGAGCCAGGUGCAGGUGGCCCAGGUGGCCCCACGGGAGCCCCAGGAAGCGGGUCAGCAGGAGGUGGCAAUGCUGGCAAGCUGACCCCACAAGAGGCCACUGCAGCUGGGAAUGGAGCCAGUCGCCCUCCCCUCAUGGUGAGCAUCGACCUCCAGCAGGCAGGCAGAGCUGACGGCCAGUUAGACCCCUGUUUGGCUGCCCCUAUCCCAGCACUUGAGGCCCAGCGUUGGCCCGAAGAGCCAGCUAGUGGACCUGCUGCGGCAGAAGGUUCUGACACUGUUUUGCGCUUGAAACCAGACGAGCGACCAGAAGUAAUAAAGAAUCGAGUUGAUAAACAUGAUGGCAGGCGAGAAGGCCGGGAGUCAUCAAAACACCGACAUGAUGGGAAGCCAUCUUCUGACAGACGGGGAGACACACCAAAGUCGUCAAACCGUGGGGAACAUGGACGAGACAGGGAUCGAGAGGCUGACCGUGAGAGGAGACAUCGGAGUGAGACUGGUGGAGAUGGUCGGGAAAGGCGCUCACCUGAGGCACGCCACCGAAGUGACAGAGACAGGUCUGGGUUCCGAUCUACUUCUACUGGAGAACCUGGUCGUAGUGGCAGCAGGCAAGAUGGGUCCAAACCAACCUCCUCCAGUUCUGGUUCAAAGUUUCCUGACUCCUUUCCUGCUCAGCUUCUGGGAGGGCAGAGCGGCGCACUGAAGAACUUCCAAAUCCCUAAGCUGAAACGUGACAAAGAUGGCAGCGGGUCAACAGAGGUGCAGGUAUGGGGCCAGCCUAAGGUUAAACUGGAGAGGCUGGGUUUGGUUCAGGACUUUGAGAAGAGAACCAAACCUGUGGUGGUGUUGAAGAAGCUUUCCAUUGACCAAGUCCAGAGGAUCAUCCGGCACAGCAAAUCUGGCAAGAAUAGGUUCUCAUCUGGGAAAUCUGGCAAAAGUGGUAUGGACCCAGCUGUCCUGAAGGAGCUGCCCCCAGAGCUGCUGGCAGAGAUAGAGUCUACCAUGCCACUAUGUGAAAGGGUAAAGAUGAACAAGAGGAAACGAAGCACUGUUAAUGAGCGGCCCAAGUAUGCUGAGGUCAGCUCUGAUGAUGACUUCGACGCUAAUGGAGAAUCUGUGAGGAAGCGGCAGCGUCGAGACAAAGGGGACAAGGCCUGGGAGCAUGAAGAGAGGGAACGCCGGGGCUCAGGGGAGCAUCGGAGGAGUGGGGGCCACCGAGACAGCAGGCGAGGCUCAGGAAGUCGCUACCGAGACUCUUCUGAGGAGGAUUCACCCCCACCUAGCAUGAGCGAAGUUGCCAGAAAGAUGAAGAUGAAGGAGAAACAAAAGAAGAGGAAAGCAUAUGAACCUAAGCUGACUCAUGAAGAGCUAAUGGACUCGUCAACAUUCAAGAGGUUCUUAGCCAGCAUCGACAACAUACUAGAGAAUCUGGAGGAUGUAGACUUCACUGCCACAGAUGAUGACGAGAUCCCUCAGGAAUUAUUACUGGGCAAACACCAGCUCAAUGAGCUGGGCAGCGAGUCGGCCAAGAUCAAGGCCAUGGGCAUAUCAAGCAGGAUUCCAGCAGACAAGCUGGUGAAGCUGCUGAACAUUUUGGAAAAGAAUAUUCAGGAUGGUUCCAGACUCUCCACCCUGAUGAACCAUGACCACGAUGCAGAAGACGAGGAGAGGCUGUGGAGAGACCUGAUUAUGGAGAGAGUCACCAAGUCAGCUGAUGCCUGUCUGACUGCCCUCAACAUCAUGACUUCAACCCACAUGCCUAAGGCUGUCUACAUAGAAGACGUCAUAGAGCGAGUGUUGCAGUACACCAAGUUCCAUCUGCAAAACACACUGUAUCCACAAUACGAUCCUGUUUACAGGGUGGACCCACACGGAGGUGGUAUGUUGAGCUCCAAGGCAAAGCGGGCCAAAUGCUCGACACACAAGCAACGAGUUAUUGUCAUGCUCUACAACAAGGUGUGCGACAUAGUCAGCAACAUUUCGGAGUUGCUUGAGAUCCAGCUGCUCACUGAUACCACCAUCCUCCAGGUUUCCUCCAUGGGAAUCACUCCAUUCUUUGUGGAGAAUGUCAGCGAGCUGCAGCUGUGUGCCAUCAAAUUGGUUACAGCAGUAUUCUCACGCUAUGAGAAGCAUCGGCAGCUGAUCCUAGAGGAGAUCUUCACUUCUCUGGCAAGACUGCCCACCAGCAAACGGUCCCUCAGGAACUUCAGGCUGAACAGCUCAGACCAGGAUGGAGAGCCAAUGUACAUUCAGAUGGUGACAGCCCUGGUGCUGCAGCUCAUCCAGUGUGUGGUCCACCUACCCAGUGACAAGGAUACCUUAGAUGAAUAUGACAGCAAGGUGGAUCAUGAUGUUUUGAUAACCAACUCCUAUGAGACGGCCAUGAGGACAGCACAGAACUUCCUCUCAGUUUUCCUGAAGAAGUGUGGCAGUAAGCAAGGAGAAGAAGACUACCGGCCAUUGUUUGAAAACUUUGUGCAGGACUUGUUGUCUACAGUCAACAAACCAGAGUGGCCUGCCGCAGAGCUGCUGCUCAGUCUACUUGGCAGAUUACUGGUGCACCAGUUCAGUAACAAGCAGACAGAGAUGGCCCUGAGGGUGGCGUCUCUGGACUACCUGGGCACGGUGGCUGCCCGUCUGAGGAAGGACGCUGUCACCAGUAAGAUGGACCAGAGGUCAAUUGACCGUAUUCUGCAGCAGGCCCCAGGUAAUGAUGAGACUCAACAGCUACAGAAGGCUCUCUUGGACUAUUUAGAAGAGAAUGCGGAGACGGACGCCUCACUGGUGUUUGCCAGAAAGUUCUACAUUGCCCAGUGGUUCAGAGAUGCAACCACAGAGGCAGAGAAGUCUAUGCGGAGCCAGAACCAGAAGGACGAGGACUCGUCAGAUGGGCCACACCACGCCAAGGAAAUGGAGACCACUGGUGAAAUCAUGCAGCGUGCAGAGAAGCGCAAGAAGUUCCUCCGCAACAUCAUCAAAACCACCCCGGCUCAGUUUUCCACACUGAAAAUGAACUCUGACACUGUGGACUAUGAGGACUCCUGUCUGAUCGUGCGUUAUUUGGCCUCCAUGAGGCCGUUUGCCCAGAGCUUUGAUAUUUAUUUAACACAGAUCCUACGAGUCCUUGGGGAGAGUGCCAUCGCUGUGCGGACUAAAGCAAUGAAGUGUCUGUCUGAGGUGGUGGCUGUGGACCCCAGUAUACUUGCAAGGUCGGACAUGCAGCGAGGCGUCCAUGGUCGGUUGAUGGACAACUCCACCAGCGUGAGAGAGGCAGCUGUAGAGCUGCUGGGCCGAUUCGUGCUUAGCAGACCCCAACUCACCGAGCAGUACUACGACAUGCUUAUAGAGAGGAUACUGGACACUGGUAUCAGUGUGAGAAAGCGAGUGAUUAAGAUCCUGAGAGACAUUUGCCUGGAGCAGCCAACCUUCAGCAAGAUCACCGAGAUGUGUGUGAGGAUGAUCCGCAGGGUCAAUGAUGAGGAGGGCAUUAAGAAACUUGUGAAUGAGACAUUCCAGAAACUGUGGUUCACACCAACUCCUGCCCAUGACAAAGACACCAUGACCAGGAAGAUCCUCAACAUCACUGACGUGGUGGCAGCCUGCAGAGACACUGGCUAUGACUGGUUUGAGCAGCUUCUUCAGAAUUUAUUCAAGUCUGAAGAGGAUGCUUCUUAUAAACCUGCCAAUAAGGCUUGUGUUCAACUAGUUGACAAUCUGGUGGAGCACAUUCUGAAAUAUGAGGAGUCCCUUGCAGAGAGCAAGGGUGUAAACACAACACGGCUGGUGGCAUGUAUCACCACCUUGUACCUGUUCAGCAAGAUCAGGGCCCAGCUCAUGGUCAAACAUGCCAUGACCAUGCAACCAUACUUGACCACCAAGUGCAAUACUGCCAAUGACUUCAUGGUUAUCUGUAAUGUGGCAAAAAUCUUGGAACUUGUGGUUCCUCUCAUGGAGCAUCCCAGUGAAACCUUUCUGGCCACCAUAGAAGAAGACCUGAUGAAGCUGAUCAUCAAAUAUGGCAUGACAGUUGUCCAGCACUGUGUGAGCUGUCUAGGAGCUGUAGUUAACAAAGUUACCCACAACUACAAAUUUGUAUGGGCUUGCUUCAACAGGUUCUAUGGUGCGCUGAACAAGCUGAAGAUUCAGCAUCAGGAGGAUCCUAACAGCACGACAAUAGUAGCCAACAAGCCCUUCCUGCUGCGAUCGCUUUUCACCGUGGGUGCCCUGGGGCGACACUUUGACUUUGACCUGGAAGAAUUCAAGGGCAGCAACAAGGUUGUGAUCAAGGAGAAGGUGUUGGAGCUGCUCCUCUACUUCACUAAACAUGAAGAUGAGGAGGUGAAGACCAAAGCCAUCAUUGGUUUAGGCUUCCUUGUGAUCAUGCAUCCCAGCCAGAUGUUUGUGCCUGAAGUGAAGUCCUUGUACAAUGGCAUCUUGGCUGACAGCGGCUCGUCUAUCAACCUCAAGAUCCAGAUCCUCAAAAACCUCCAGACUUACCUUCAGGAGGAGGAUACACGGAUGCAGGAAGCUGACAGAGAAUGGAACAAGCUGUCAAAGCAAGAAGAUCUGAAGGAGAUGGGGGACAUCUCCUCGGGGAUGAGUAGCUCCAUUAUGCAGCUCUAUCUUAAGCAGGUUCUGGAGGCGUUCUUCCACACCCAAUCCAGUGUGCGCCACUUCGCUCUCAACGUCAUCGCUCUCACACUCAACCAGGGUCUUGUCCACCCUGUACAGUGUGUCCCCUACCUGAUCGCUAUGGGAACGGACCCAGAGCCCAGCAUGAGGAACAAAGCCGACCAGCAGCUCGUUGAGAUCGAUAAGAAGUACACCGGAUUCAUCCAUAUGAAGGCAGUAGCUGGGAUGAAGAUGUCUUACCAGGUGCAGCAGGCCAUUGCUUCAUCCCAUAAGACUAUCAUAAGGGGCUUCAGACAGGAUGAGACCCACUCAGCACUCUGCUCCCACCUCUUCACCAUGGUUAGAGGGAACCGGCAGCACCGAAGGGCUUUCCUUAUCUCAUUACUCAAUUUGUUCGAUGACAGUGCCAAGACGGAAGUGAACAUGCUGCUGUAUAUAGCAGACAACCUGGCCUGUUUCCCAUACCAAAGCCAGGAGGAGCCUCUAUUCAUCAUGCACCACAUAGACAUCACUUUGUCUGUGUCUGGCAGCAACUUACUACAAACUUUCAAAGAGCUUCUGCUUAAGGAGCCACGGCGCAAGGUUAAAAAGGUAAAUAAGGAGUGGAAAAAUUCAUCAGAUGGGGAGGAAGAGGACGAGAAGAUGAACUGCGACUCUCCCGGGAGUAACGAAGAAGAAAACACCAACAGUGAUGAUGACGAAGAAGUAGUACGGCGGCCAAAGAAGGCCAAAAAACCUGUUGCAGACUCAGACAGCUCAGAUUCAGACUCGGAUCUGGACAAUUUGGCUGUUGAGGAUGUGGAUAAGUUGAUGAGGCUCCUUCCAGAGAACCCCUCAGGUCUCCUGGAUUUUGCCAAUGCUGUGCAGGGAAUCCUUUUACUACUGGUUCUCAAACAGCAUCUCAAGAACCAGUAUGGAUUCUCGGACAGUAAAAUUCAGAAGUACUCUCCAACAGAGUCAGCCAAGGUGUACGACAAGGCAGUGAACAGAAAAAGCAAUGUUCACUUUCACCCCCGCCAGACCAUUGACUUCAUCUCCAACAACAUGGCUAACGCCACACUCAGCAAUGACGUCAAGCGGCGGAUAGUCAAACAGUACCUUGAUUUCAAGAUUCUAAUGGACCACCUCGACCCAGAUGAGGAAGAUGAGGAGGGAGAAGCGUCUGCCAGUACUAACAUCAGAAACAAAGCCAUAAAUGCCCUGUUGGGAGGCUCUGGCCCCAUUCAUGGACCUAGUCCACGGAAUCAGGCAGGACCAGAGACGGACGAUGAUGAUAGUGACGGUGACGAGAGGAACCCUGGGUCCUCUCGAAGGUCAAAGCGAUCAGGUGACUCCUCAGAUCCAGGCCGUAUGAGUGAGACGGUGGAGGUUAUGGAUGUGAUUGCCCUCUGCUGCCCUAAGUACAAGGACCGGCCACAAAUAGCCAGGGUCAUCCAGAAGACAUCCAAUGGAUACAGUAUCCACUGGAUGGCUGGCUCCUACUCUGGACCCUGGGCAGAGGCCAAAAAACGGGACGGCCGCAAAUUGGUGCCUUGGGUGGACACUAUUAAGGAGUCGGACAUCAUCUACAAGAAGAUUGCCUUGACCAGCAACCACAAACUGAGCAACAAAGUAGUGCAGACUUUACGCUCGCUUUAUGCAGCGCGGGAGGGAGGGGCUAGCUAAUGGCCCCUGUCGGCCUUUUUUUCUUUAUUUUUUUUUUCUUUUUUCUUUUUUUCUUUUUUUUUUUUGUCCCCGCUCCCCUCCCCGUUUCUACUUUAUCAAUCAGACACCUCCUCCUCCCUGCUCCUACUCUCCCUCAACCUGCCACCUCCAACAACACAGCCAAACUUCACUGGAUUCCUCCCCUCCCUCUCCUCAUUUUUGUAAAAAAAAACAAAAAAAAGAGGGCAAGAAUAUUUGACACUACAUACUUUUACAUGCGUUAUUCUUGCGAAAAAUGAAACAAAACGAAAAGACUUAUUAUAUUAGAGACUGCUCUUUUUUUGUUUGUGUACAAGUGCAGAGGAUAGAAUCCAGAAGGCAUUAAAGGAAUAAUUCACCCAAAAUUAUCCCUGAAAAGGCUAUCAGAGAAGAGAACCGGAGGGAAAUGUUUGUCAACAUUGUUGUGGGAGCUCCUUCGCUGUUGUGCAGCAGAUUCUAGUCGCUCAUUUUUACUCCCACUGUAUCAUAGUUUAACAUGACAAAAAACUAAAAUGUUUAUAUCUCUGAAGACAAAAAAGCUGUAAAAAAAAAAAAGAAUAAAACCUUAAGUGAAUGUUGAAAAUUAGUCUUUUUGAUGUUCUUAUUAAAGUGUUUUUUGGAGUUUAUUAUACUACUAGCACCCUGAUGGUUUUUUUUUCCUGUUAGCUUUUAGAUCUUUUGAAAAAAAUAAUUUUUAUUUUUGUCCACUUUUAUUUGUCCAUGCUGUACAAUGGCAGAGUCCUCUGGAUAUAAUUUAUUCUAUUUCGAACUACGCAUGCAGUAUAUGUGGCCUAUUGCAGGAGGAUAUUUUGUAAAUGUAGAUUUUGAUGUAUUAGGUCACCCUAGUAAUAAGAGGAAAGGGGAUCCAUACCCCUUUUGGUGGAACAAAUACUGCAAUAAAUUUUCUACUUCUUUGUCACUUGUC
Lampris incognitus (smalleye Pacific opah) is the source of this 9103-nucleotide messenger RNA. RefSeq names its product NIPBL cohesin loading factor a (gene nipbla). Gene Ontology annotation, cellular component: Scc2-Scc4 cohesin loading complex. The coding region runs from base 496 to 8160 and encodes 2554 amino acids. Gene Ontology annotation, molecular function: chromatin binding. Lineage: Eukaryota; Metazoa; Chordata; Actinopteri; Lampriformes; Lampridae. Gene Ontology annotation, biological process: establishment of mitotic sister chromatid cohesion; brain development; heart morphogenesis. The record is from RefSeq and is a predicted model, not a curated record. The transcript has 49 exons.